Molecule: messenger RNA, 1447 nt
Organism: Daldinia vernicosa
Lineage: Eukaryota; Fungi; Ascomycota; Sordariomycetes; Xylariales; Hypoxylaceae
Product: alpha/beta-hydrolase
Exons: 2
Coding region: 517-1314 (265 amino acids)
Source: RefSeq, a predicted model, not a curated record
UAAUACGCAUGACUCAGAGCCUCACCCGAAGAGUCCCGAACCUGACCCGUGACCAGCCGCCAGGAUGCUCAAAUUACCUACUUGACUAUAUGUCGACUAGGAACUCUUUCCCGCUUUUCUCCCCGAUUUAGAAUUAUGCUGCUCCUUAACCCUUUUCGCUCGGUAGCUAAUUCGCUAGUCCACUCCACGCUGCAUAACAUCGCGUAAACAUGACUGCUACGCCUACCAGUGAACCGUCUUUAGAACAGGUGCCAUUGGAUGAGGCUUUUUCCCCCAAAAUGCGGACGGUCGGGGAUGAUCUGUUACACAGUAGAUUAUUUAUCAUAAUUAGACUUGGCGAGUGAGUUCUAAUCGUUGCGCACGGUGUGGUGAAGCUUUAUAGACAACGACCCCUUAAAUACUCGUUAAUCGAGAUAUUUAACUUGUAGCCAUUGCCUCCGUAUCCCACAUCAUAUUUGAACAAGAACCUAUUAUAUUAUAACUUUAUACUACCAAACAAGUAUAUCAUCACUUAUAAUGGCGUCCCAGAAGCCCGUUAUCGUGUUAAUCCACGGCGCGUUCUUUGCGCCGGUGCACUACCGGAACUUGAUCGAGCCCCUACGCUCUCAGGGAUAUAUCGUGCUGAGCCCGCCAAUGGCGACAACGGGCAUCGAUGACUCUAUUGCGGGGAAGACUUACGUCGACGAUGUCAAACGUAUUCUCGAGAGUCUUCUUCCCUACUUAGACGAGGGUAGAGAAGCCGUGGUAGUUGGCCAUAGCCAGGGCGGAAUUGCCGCCAGCGCCUUGACUGAGGGCCAGACCAUCGAAGACCGCAAAGCUAAGGGCCUAAAGGGAGGCAUCAGAUCAGUUAUAUACCUCACUGCCCUCGCCAUACCCACAAAGGGCGCGAGUUUAAUGAGCAUGCUGGGUGGCACGCCCCCGCCAAUCUAUAAAGCUGAGGGACCCUUCUACGUCCUUACCGAGUUUGCACUAUCCAACACGAAUAGCGAUAUUCCCAUCCCCGAAGAAGAGCAGGCAGCACUGGCGAAGAGCUUGGUGCAUCAGAGCAAGGCGAGCAUAGAAGCCCCCGUUCAAUUCACCGCGGCCGACGUCACUGUCCCCAAGACGUAUAUCGUCUGCACCGAGGACAAAUCCUUACCGGCUUCUCUUCAGGAGACACUCGCCCGAGCGACCGGGUGUGACAUUGUUAGGAUUCCAGCCACCCAUUUCCCCUUCCUGGAGAGUAAUGAUAGCGCCAAGAAGGUGGUUGAUGUUAUCGUGGACGUCGCUGGGAAGCGAUGGGGAUUAGUUAGCCGAAGGAAGUACACAGGUUAGGUAGGUAGUGAACUAACUAUGUACCUACCUCAAGGAGCUUAUAGCUCUGUCUCUCAGCUCAACCUUUUGUAUAGUUAGUAGCUCUUAUAUAAUAAAAUAAAGCCCUCCGGGACGAUAUGAGGCAUCGAAUAUA